Ilex paraguariensis (yerba mate) is the source of this 1379-nucleotide messenger RNA. The record is from the annotation of a GenBank genome assembly. NCBI's taxonomy places the organism in Eukaryota, Viridiplantae, Streptophyta, Magnoliopsida, Aquifoliales, Aquifoliaceae.
UGAACUCGCUGAAGAACUUACACAAACUGACUCAGCAACACUCGAUUCCAUUGCAAAUUCUCAUUUACUGAUUGCAAAAUCAAUCAUCAACCCAUUUUAGCCUUUAGUUUUCUGAUUUCUCAGACCUUUCUUCAUAUAAAUCUUUGAUUUUUUCUUUCUUUCUUGAGACCUGUAUAUGAUAUAUCUACAUAGAUACAGAUAAUGCUCAAAGCUAUACAAAUUCUUGGUUCAUCGUCUGGGUUUGUUUCACAGAGAUUGAAACCCCAUGCGAAUCAUGGCCCUUUUUUGGUAUCAGUCUCUAUGCUACCAUCGCCGUCUUCUUCUUGUUCUUUAAGAAGAUUAACAACGAGAAAUAUUUUCCAAUCGCCCAUUUCUUCAGCUCGCAAGAAUCGUUGCUUCAGAGCAUUAAGGAUGUCUUCAACUCAAUCUGAGUCAAACCCAGAUGCGACUUCGUCUUCUUCUCCAAGUUCAUCCUCAUCUGUCACAUUUCGAUCAACUGGCAGUACUCGUAAGAUCAAUUUCUGUCAGUGGUGUGGUGGCCCAACAAAGCAUGAGAUACCUGAUGGGGAGGAGAAAAUGAGAGCUAUAUGCACUCAAUGUGGAAAAAUUGCUUAUGUGAAUCCUAGAAUGGUUGUGGGUUGCCUCAUUGAGCAUGAUAACAAGAUACUACUUUGCAAGCGGAAGAUUCAACCAUCAUAUGGUCUUUGGACACUUCCUGCUGGUUAUAUGGAGAUUGGGGAGUCUGCUGCAGAAGGAGCAAUCAGGGAGACAUGGGAAGAGGCAGGUGCAGAAGUGGAAGUUUUGUCUCCCUUUGUGCAACUGGACAUCCCUCUUAUAGGCCAGACCUACAUAAUUUUCUUGGCCAAGUUGAAGAAGCCACACUUUUCACCAGGCCCUGAAUCAUCAGAAUGCCGGCUUUUUGCAUUUGAUGAGAUUCCAUUUGAUUCUUUGGCAUUUUCCUCAAUGUUGGUUACCUUAAAUUUGUACACUGAAGAUAGAAAGAUUGGAGGGCCGGUGUUUCACUAUGGCACCAUUAACAAGAGGCCUGGCUCAAGCCCAUCGGAUAUUCGUGCAUACUCUCUUGAUUAUCAUUUGCAGUGCUGAUGAGCCGGUUAUUCUUUUGCCAAGAUUGCAUUGUGAAUAGAACAGAUUGGAGAGUACCGUACUCCCAAUAUGUACACUGUUUUUCCUUUGCCCUGCUUUAAAAUUUACUGCUCUGAUAUUUGAGGUCACCAAAUGAUGGGUCAAUUGUACAAUAACCUUUGACAUUUGUCGAAAUUUUUUGGUUGUUGAUGGUAGAUAAUUCUGCUGAUAAUUCCUGUCUGUCAGAUGAAAUAAAAAGAAGGGUUAAUUGUUUUUUAAUCCCUCGUGGUUUCGGC